CAUACUACCCUAAUAUCCACUAUAACCGACCAAUUGAACGACCCGGCCUAAGGGCAACAAGCCGAGGUCCACUGAGAUUACUUUGAUAGGACGGAAAAGUGACAAGCAUUUGUCCUCGGUGGACAAAAGUGUUUUCGCGAGAAAGUGCGACACAGUUAGAAUGUGGCAAACCUGAGGUUGUCGGGAAGAAGGAAGACAAAAGGGGGUUUUGCAGCUCAGUUAACGACCGACAAGUUGGAGAGUGGUUUUUUUGAUGGCCAGAACUAACGCUACAUGAAAUCCCCUCCGCGACAACCGGAACAGAGGACGAGCAGCAGCUGCGGGAGAGAGGAGACAUUUUAAGAGCAUUACCGGAUACAGUGAGGAUGUUGUCCCGGCUUCGUGAGCAGAUAUGGGCGGACUGGAUUUGGUUUCCUGAAGGCCACGGCUGGGCUGACCUGAAGGACCAUGAUGGACAGAUUUUCCCUAAAAUGCAGGACCUGUGGGUUACUAUACCCAUCGCACUGUGCUUCCUGGUCUGCAGACAGAUAUUUGAGAGGGCGGUAGCGACUCCUCUCGCCUCCCUGUUGGGAGUGACUGACAAGCAGCGUGUUCAUGCUCCUCCAAAUCCCGUCCUGGAGUCCUAUUUCUGCAACACAUCAAAGCAACCCACACAGAGCUCCGUAGAGAGUUUAAGCAAACACACCGACCGUUCAGUGCGACAGGUCCAGAGGUGGUUCAGGCGGCGGAGAAACCAGGACAGACCCAACAAGCUCAAAAAGUUUCGGGAAGCAUGUUGGAGAUUUACGUUUUACCUUGUUGCUUUCUUUGCUGGCCUGGCGGUCCUUAUUGACAAACCAUGGUUGUAUGAUAUGAAGAAGGUGUGGGAUGACUUCCCGAAAAUGCCACUGUUGCCUUCACAGUACUGGUACUACAUGAUCGAACUAGGCUUCUAUGUCUCGCUGGUUUUUAGCGUAGCGACGGAUGUUAAACGUAAGGAUUUCAAAGAGCAGAUAAUUCACCAUGUAGCCACCAUUUCCCUCAUCAGUUUCUCCUGGAUGGUGAACUACAUCCGGGCAGGGACUUUGAUCAUGUUGGUGCAUGAUGCCUCCGACUAUUUCAUGGAGUCAGCCAAAAUGUUCAACUAUGCAGGUUGGAGGAAAACCUGCAACUUCAUCUUCACCGUGUUCGCUGCAGUUUUCAUUAUCUCCCGCCUCGUAAUCCUCCCCUUCUGGAUCAUAUAUACGACGGGUGUGUACCCCCUGACCCUCUACCGCCCCUUCCUCGGCUUCUACUUCUUCAACGGGCUAAUGCUCGUGCUGCAGGCUCUGCACAUCUUCUGGGCAGUGCUCAUCGUGCGCAUGGUCGUCAAGUUCCUGCCAUGCAACGAAAUUGUCGAGGACGAGCGGAGCGAUAAAGAGGAGACCGAGUCGGAAGAUGAAGACCAUGCUCACGAGCAGAGGGGAAAGUUUCAGAACGGCCACGUGCAGAACGGCCACACUCUCCUGAACAACAAUCACAGUAAGGCGGACUGAUUGGACUGUGAGCGCUGGAGAUGAGGCUGCGUGAGGAGUGAUGAUGGGCCCUCACAUGUGGCCCUCACCUGAAAGCCAAAGAACGGGAGCGUGGCAUGUUGACAGUGCAACAGGCGGCAGCACACACACACACACACACACACACACACACACACACACACACACACACACACACCUACUCAUUUCUUUACCCUCCUUUCUGAAACCCUAGUAGUCCAAAGUGGAUCAUUUCACUUCUUUGUGGACUACAUUAACUUAAAUGGGGAGACGAAGACUGUGGUGCAGAACCACAAUGAUCUGCUUAGCACCUAAGCAGCAGAGUGGUCAUCUCAUUACACGCUCACACCUUCUCCUCUUUUCUCACCUCUCUUGUCUCCUUUUGCUUUAUGCUAAGAUUUUGUGCUGCUGACCGAGUUGCCAGAUGCCAAAUCUAGCUUUAUGUUUUGUGCAAGGGAGUGUUUUAAAGAGCUGCUGUGGUUAGGACGGGCACUCCCUUCCUGCACAGUCAGUUAAAACUCUUCCGAGUAUUAGCGCCCAUCAACCUGACUGAAUUUUGGUCUAAAUAACCACGCUGAAGUCAGUGGCAUGGUGAGGAGAUCCAAGGUGAUGUCUUUUCAUGGACCAUACGCUGAUUUAAGUCUAUUUCCUUACGGUUAAUAACAAAUUUGUGAGAUUCAGUUAUUGCAGCUGCCAGUUUGUCAUUUUGUUUUUUUUCUAAAUUUCAUUUGUUUGGAUGUUUAAAACAAAAUAAUCUGAGGUAAAUAAUGUUUUUAACAGUCUGAGAAACGUGCGAUAAGGUGCUACAUCUGCAUUGCGUGUUGAAAUGUGCCUUAAAUGGAAGUUUGUCUUGAAUGAUUUGCAAUUUUUGAGAAGCAGAACGCGCCGAGAUCAUUUUAAAUGUUUUGUUUAUGUUUAAUAUGGUUUUUAGUUGUAUGAUUUUAUUUUGUUUUGUUUUAUUUGUUUUCAGUCUAGUCAAUGGUUUAAAUUUGGGAGCAGUUUGUAUCCCAAACCAAUCGGUAACUGUUUAUGAAUUCUUUAUAGGCUGAAAGAGUCGAGCAUUUCCAUUCAGUGUUGUUUUUUCCCAUCCAUCCAAAGAUGCACUUUAUGGUUCCCUCUACAGAUCCUUGGCUAAAUAUCUUGUAAACAAGUUUAGUAAUAAUGUUUGAUGUCAAUUCAAACCAGAUUGCCUUUUUAGUUUAGAGGGUAUGAUUUAAAUUUUUGUCAUAUUUAUUCUUGUUAUUAUCUACCCAAGAUGUUUCUCGUUGCCAGUGUUUUGGUACAUUUUGUAAAAAGAAAAUAAGUUGAAUGAAAUCUUAAGUAAAGAAGUAAAGAUGUAAAAAUGAA
Molecule: messenger RNA, 2858 nt
Organism: Anarrhichthys ocellatus (wolf-eel)
Lineage: Eukaryota; Metazoa; Chordata; Actinopteri; Perciformes; Anarhichadidae
Gene: cers2a
Product: ceramide synthase 2a
Exons: 11
Coding region: 366-1514 (382 amino acids)
Biological process (GO): ceramide biosynthetic process
Cellular component (GO): membrane
Molecular function (GO): sphingosine N-acyltransferase activity; DNA binding
Source: RefSeq, a predicted model, not a curated record